AUGAAGGUCUAUCUAGUGUUAAUAGUAUCAGUACUCAACCCAUACCACAAAGUGAAUGCGGGAUUCGCACCGCCGCGAGACUCGGAGUCGCUCCUUUCUACUAUAGACUCCCUUCAAGGUGGAUCACUGGGUAAUCCUAAAACCUUGGACUUGAUUGAUCGCGAUGAAGAAGAGGUUAAAGGUUCAACCCAAGAAGUUUACGAUCUUUCACAACCGGAAAUAAACUCGCGUAUCCCAUUAGCAACGCGACUCGAAUCGACCAUCAAACCAUCAAGAAAUCGAAUAAGUCUGAGUGACACGAGGGUCUUAGCAAAUAGCUGUGCUCCAAUCAGUACUUUUCCAACCCGUCAAGCACAUCCCUUAAUAGAAGGAUGGUCACUGACCUUGGUAAAAAACAAAACCCAAAUCCCAAAAGAUGUUUCACACAUCAAAUAUGUUUAUAAACCAAAAGAAAUUUUAUUUCGAGUGAAUUUAAAUAAUUUGAUUGGAACUGGAUAUUGGAUGAAAUGUUAUGAUGCAGAAGUGAUGAUAAAUCAUCAAGUUUUAAGAAUGGUAGCUAAAAGAAAUAGAUUAGAUCAUCUUCCUCAUCAUCAUCAAUUAGAAUCUUAUUUAAAACAAUCUCAAUUAUAUUUUUAUGCAUGUAAAGUCUUGAUUGAUUUUCAACAAGUUAUUAAAACUUCAAAUGAUUUUGGGAAAGAGGAUAAGGCUCUGAUUGCUCCGUUAAGAUUUGUUGAAAACUUUGUAGUGAUUCCAGAUAAAGGUUAUGAUCAAAUUGAUAAUAUGAAAGAUAUUCAAGAUUGUUGGUUUUUUGAAGAAGAAUUAAUUGGUGAAUAUUUGAAAUCAACCUACUAA
Messenger RNA from Melampsora larici-populina 98AG31, 852 nucleotides. RefSeq lists its product as uncharacterized. The transcript is spliced from 6 exons. The record is from RefSeq and is a predicted model, not a curated record. Bases 1 to 852 code for a protein of 283 amino acids. NCBI's taxonomy places the organism in Eukaryota, Fungi, Basidiomycota, Pucciniomycetes, Pucciniales, Melampsoraceae.